Messenger RNA from Seminavis robusta, 1038 nucleotides. The record is from the annotation of a GenBank genome assembly. NCBI's taxonomy places the organism in Eukaryota, Bacillariophyta, Bacillariophyceae, Naviculales, Naviculaceae.
AUGUCAAAGUCAACAACCAUUUCCUUGCUUCUUGUGCUCGCCCUGUGUGAUGUAGAUUCCUUCACUGCAAGAGUUGCAAGGCGAGCAAUCAAGCCGUCGUCAUCCUUGCUGUCAUCUGGGAAGGGUUGGGAAGACGAAGCUGAUUCCAAUACCUGGUUGAGCCCCACUGAGGAAGUGGACGAUUGGGAGGCCCAAUUGCGCCAGCAACGAGAUGGCUGGUCCGCGCCACCGACAAGCCCAGAGGACAGCGCCAAUCGUAGUGAGACUGACGAAACUGAGAAAUUGCUCGAUGCCUUGACGUUCCAAGAGGCGACUGAAGUUUCCUUUAAUAUAAGAGAAGCAGAACGCGCAGAUAAAGUUCGUCAAAUGGAAGAGUGGGGGUUUGAACGCAGCACGAUUGCGUCCGCAUUGGAAGUUGCGGUAAAGGAGCAGGCCAAUGAUGAAAUGGAAAGUAUGCAAAGAUAUCUAGAAGAAUCCUACCUCGAUACGGACGAUGCCUUCACUGUAGAAAGCCACACAACGGUACCUCGUGAUCCUGACACAAACGAGUCAAUCCGUAGCCAAAUGGUUUUUGUGGACGAACAUGCUUGUAUUGGGUGCACAAACUGCGCUGCGGAAGCUCCGUCUACGUUUUUCAUGGAAGAAGAAAACGGAAGAGCUCGCGUCUUUGAACAGUGGGGCGACAGCGACGAUGCCAUUCAGAUCGCCAUCGAUACAUGUCCCGUGGACUGCAUACACUAUGUACCUUUCGAAGAGUUGAUGCGAUUGGAAGUCCAACGAAGAGAUCAGCAUAUCAAUGUUCUUGCUGGUCUCGUGAGUCGAGCGGAACGGGGUGCUGGUAGUGGCAUAUUUUCGUUGACACCACGAAGCUUCGGAUCCAAGGCUUUCACAGAUGCACCGCCAAUCGACCGCAACUAUUAUGAUCGUGACGAAGUUAGAGCGGAGCUGGAAGCAAAGGAGAAGAUUCGACGGUUUGCAGACCGAAGAAGAAGGCUGGAGGAGGAAAGAAGACGAGACAAUAAGAUUGUGGAUUUGUAA